AUUCUGAGCCAAAUAGUAGUUGUACUUGUUUCCGUCAACUCUGGUAAUGUGAAAGAAAAGUGAGAAAAAAAUGAUUAAUAGGCAAAUUGAUUUUCAGGUAUCCGUGGACCUUGUACAGUGCACAUUUUGACCGAUAGCGAAAGGUGAAAAUAUUGACGGAACUCAAGUGAAACACCAAUCGCUCUAGACGGAGCAUUUUCAUUGUUACAAAGGAACACUGGAAACUUCGCUGUUCAUCUAUCCAAAACACACCCAUACAAACCUUACAGAAUAAACGACGAAAUGGACCUCAGCGAACAGAUCAACCAGUUGGAGACAGACCUACAGGAGAUCGCCAGUCUUCUGGAGAAGUCUGAGAGAACACGUGUUCAGGAUGUCCUGAAAUUGGAACAGAAGAAGAUUGAGAAGGAGAUUUCAGUGAAGCGACAUCAGAAAGAGCAGCAGGCAAAAAGGGAGGCAGAUCCAACCUCUGCCUCAAAAGCAUACACAGUCAAAAUAAACAACUAUGGGUGGGACCAAUCAGAAAAAUUUGUCAAAAUCUACAUCACCCUCAAUGGCGUACACAAGAUUGCACCAGAAAAUGUGAAGGUCACUUUCACAGAGAGGUCUUUCGUUCUACUUGUGAACGAUUUGGAUGGGAAGAACCAUCAAAUGACGAUCAACAAUCUUCUUAAUCCUGUUGAUGUUCAGGGCAGCUCUAAAAAGAUUAAAACGGAUAUGGUCCUGGUAAUGUGUAAGAAGAAGACUACCAAGAAGUGGGAAUGCUUAACCCAGGUGCAGAAACAGACCAAAGAAAAAGAUAAGCCCAGUGUAAACCCAGAUGAGAAUGCUGAUCCUAGCGAUGGACUAAUGAGCAUGCUGAAAAAGAUGUACUCUGAUGGGGACGAUGAGAUGAAGCGCACCAUCAACAAGGCCUGGUCUGAGUCCCAGGACAAGAAAGCCAAAGGAGAUGGAGACAUUAGCAACAUGGGCAUGUUUUGAACCUGAUCCACCCCCUCUAAAUCAUGUGUCAAACUCAUUACACCUAGAGCCGAGUGUCUGCAUGUUUUCACUCCUCCCUUGUACUUAAUUCAUGAAUUAAGAUCACAAAUUAUUAAAUAGCUCCCCUCACCUGGUUGUCUAGGUCUUAAUUGUAAGCAAAAACCUGCUGACAGCGUUUCCCAAACUCUGUCCUCAGCUCAUUCAAAUUAUCUAAACUUGGUGAUUAUUUGAAUCAGCUGUGUAGUGCUAGGGCAAAAACCUAAACGUUCCCCCCUUGGGAUCCCAGGGACUGAGUUUGGAAAACUCUGCACUAGGCCCUCCAUUGAAUGAGUUUGACACCACUGCUCUAAAUCUACCAACCUUCCAGUCCUUCAUUAGUUUUUUUUAUUUUUGUACAUUGAUUUUGCAUUCCAAUGCCCUCUUAAAAGACCUUAAACUGGUUGAAAAUGAAAGUUUGCAGUACUGUUAAUCCUCAAAUCAUUCAAACGGUGAUAACUGUGUUAAAAUCCCACUUCAUUAGGAAGAUCACAAAGUAUAUUUGUGAAGGUAAAAUUGCAUUCAUGUAUGUAUUCAUUCAUGCAUUUCAGAAUAAAAUGUAAAAGUUAUUCACUCUAAA
Molecule: messenger RNA, 1597 nt
Organism: Salmo salar (Atlantic salmon)
Lineage: Eukaryota; Metazoa; Chordata; Actinopteri; Salmoniformes; Salmonidae
Gene: cacybp
Product: calcyclin binding protein
Biological process (GO): heart development
Cellular component (GO): nucleus
Molecular function (GO): tubulin binding; S100 protein binding; ubiquitin protein ligase binding
Source: RefSeq, a predicted model, not a curated record